Molecule: messenger RNA, 2410 nt
Organism: Amphibalanus amphitrite
Lineage: Eukaryota; Metazoa; Arthropoda; Thecostraca; Balanomorpha; Balanidae
Product: ras-related protein M-Ras-like
Exons: 5
Coding region: 339-965 (208 amino acids)
Biological process (GO): signal transduction
Cellular component (GO): plasma membrane
Molecular function (GO): GTPase activity; GTP binding; GDP binding
Source: RefSeq, a predicted model, not a curated record
CUUGGAAAAAGUAAAGAUUAUUUUGAUUCAUAUGUGGCGCAGUAUUCGGUUGAAUUCACAUUUUGGUUUUGAUGGCUAUAUCUGAUUUUCGUCAAGAACAGUGGUGAAAGAGGCAAGAAAAAUCCUGAAUAUUCAUUUUGUCAUUGAUAGCCUAAUUGCUAGCUAUCUGUAUAUUUUAAAAUCACAGUUUUGUUGAUGUCCAGCUCAAGCUCAAGCUGCGCCAUUUUCUUGGCUUUACUAAUUUGAAUUGCAGUUCUUGCUUUAUUUUUCUAGCUGGCUGGUAUUCUUUUUCAGUGAUUCAACUAUAUCUUUUGCCAUUUUAGUUGCCAACUUUUUUGAUGGCGGGGGGACAGCGUGCCGGCGCCAUGUCCAAGCCGCCGGCGGCCAGCGGAAACCUGACCACCUACAAGCUGGUGGUGGUGGGGGACGGCGGCGUCGGCAAGUCGGCGCUCACCAUCCAGUUCUUCCAGAAGCUGUUCGUCACCGACUACGAUCCGACUAUUGAGGAUUCGUACAUCCAGCACUGCGAGGUGGACGCCCAGUGGUGCAUCAUGGACGUGCUGGACACUGCUGGUCAGGAGGAGUUUAGCGCUAUGCGCGAGCAGUACAUGCGCACCGGCGAUGGCUUCCUGCUCGUCUACUCUGUCACCGACAAACAGAGCUAUGCCAACAUACAGCACUUCCACACGCAGAUCCUGCGCGUCAAAGACAGGGACUCCUACCCGAUGCUCCUAGUGGCCAACAAGGUCGACCUGGUGCACCUUCGUAAGGUGACCGAGGAGCAGGGCCGCGACCUGGCCGCCAAACUGGCCAUUCCGUACAUUGAGACCAGCGCCAAGGACCCGCCGCUAAACGUUGACGCCGCGUUCCACGAGGUGGUUCGUAUCAUCCGCACCUCGCCUCCGUCGGACCAGGACCGCAAGAGGCGCCGGCGCCGGCGCGGCCGUCAGUGCGCCCUGAUGUAACGGGCCGCCGCCAGUCGCCCGACGGUUCGGCCGCGGCCGGACCAUGCCCGUAGGUCCGUCUGGACCGCCGCUCCGCGCCCCUCGGCCCUCGGACCCUGCCCGACCCGGUCGUCCUUUUUAUACUCUUUGUGUACGAGCCAGCCACCGCUCGAUCCGAGCGAGAGCCGAUUCGGUCGCUGUCCAACGCCGAGCCGCUUCUCGCGCUACCUGUGCCCGUGGAGCCCCGAGUAUUACGAUAGAGGCUGUUUUACACCCGGCUAGGUGUCGCGCCGAUCGUGUCUAGUCUGAUAUAGGUGGCGCUAGCGGCGAAGACGUUGCUUGGUCGAUGGUGAGGUCACAGCGUCUCGCCUCCUGAUUGGUCGGCCCGUCUCACCUGUUCCCUGAUUGGUCAGCUGUGUUGACCUCGGGUUUAGAGGCCGUGAAGUUCCCGAGCGAGCUGUGUAAGAGCUUAGAUGUCAGAGGUGCUCUAAUUUUGUUCCAAGAGGGCAUUGCCCUGAAGCCAUAAGUUGGUGCUGUAUGUUUGGGAGACUUAAAAAAGACUGUUUGCUUGUCGCGGAAUAUUUCGCACAAAGGCACAAAUGUUAUUUUUUGAAGACAUGUUAAGUUUGCCCGCACAUGCUUUGCAUUCAGAGCACAAUCAUCUUGUGCUAGCGUGCUAUUUUUGUCGUUUUAAUGAUUAUCGAGAUCAUGCGCUCUUCUAACAAGUUAACGGCUGAUAGAGUAAGUUCAUUGACUAAUGCUGACCAGCUUUUAAUAGAUAUAUUAUCAGCUGUUCUUAGCCAGUCACCGAAUUGUCAAAACGCUCAAAUUCGGUCACUGGUAUGUUGAAUCAAUUUUAUAUUUUAGUUUUCCCAUCGUUGGAUCUCGCAGUGGAGACAUGGGGUGCCAGUGUGUGUGUGUGUGUUUUGGGGAGAGGUCAGUGGUGGUCCGUCUCUGCCACGACGUGUCGUGUGCGACCUGUCCGCAGUGCCCGGUCUCGCUGUGGUUGGCCCCCGGGCUGCCGGGCACCUGUAGAGCCCACCGCCGCGUGCAGUCUCCCAGUGUUAGCUGUGAUGUGUCCCGACCGGCCGACAGUGGCGCUACCUCCCCGGGAGUCAGCCCGGGAGUCGGCGAGAGAGCAUUCCACCGACUCGCCGCCCGACGCCGAGCUUUCAGUGUUGACCGACAGGCGGCGCUAGCGGCGCCGUCUCGCUUGUCCGAGCUUUAUGUUUGGUGUGCGGCCCCGGGACCGCGACGGGUCGGUUGUGACCACGUCUGGGGUGUUCUGGGAAGGUCUCCCAGACACCCUGUGCGCAGAAGGCGCUGGGCUGAUCUAAGGCUCCCGACCUCUGCCCUGGUCCUGCUCUUCCCGCCGCUCUGAUCGCUCUUCCUGGCCGGUGACCCGUUGCUAUGUUGUGUGUGUGGUUGGGGCCGCGAACGCGUGGCAAAUACAUGUUUCGUGCUCA